AUGGUAACAUGGGUGGAGGUAGUACUGGUAGUGGUGUUGUUUUUGGCUGCGUCUGGAAGAGGAGCCGAUCACGAUGAUAUCGUCCUAAAGCACUGUGAUUUAACAAGGUAUCCUGAACGAUGUCGGCAGGUGCUGAUGGAAUUCAACGAGACCAACCUCGUUGUUGAUGAGCGUCGAGAUCAGGCUAACAGUACUGUCGCUGUGCUGUCGGCUCUCCUUCGCAGAACCAUUUCAGAAACCAACAACUUGCCAUCUUCCCACUUCACCGUUCUUGAUUCCGGCUUGGAAAUCAGCCAAGCUCGCGGUGCUCAAGCAGCCUCAGAGUAUUGCAAGGAGCUGACGGGGAUGUCGCUGAAAAGGCUGAAUCAGUCGCUGUCGGCUCUCCAGAACUCUCAAACCAAACGCAAACACGACAUCCAGACAUGGCUGAGCUCCGUCCUUACUUUCCACGAAGCCUGCACAGAUUCCAUCCGCCAACACAGUCUCUCCGCCGCCGACGUGGCAUCUGAUCACAUCUCCGGCAAGAUGAACUACCUCUCCCAGUUAACCAGCAACGCCCUCUCGCUCGCCAACAGAAUCACCGGUACGGAUAAAAAGAGCAGGGGACACGUGGCGGGAUUUCCGGACUGGGUAUCGAUGAAGAACAGGAAGCUGCUGCAGGGUGGCGGCGGCGGCGGUGUUAGGGCGGACGCGGUGGUGGCAAAGGACGGGACGGGGAACUACGAGACGAUCUCGGCGGCCAUAUCGGCGGCUUCGGGGCGGAGCCGGUUUGUGAUAUACGUGAAGGCGGGGAUUUACGACGAGAAAAUCCGCACCAACAAAGAUGAGAUCACUCUGGUGGGAGAUGGUAAAUAUGCUACUGUUAUUGUCGGCGGCGAUAGUGUCAACGGCGGCUCUACCAUGCCUGGCUCUGCCACAUUCACAAUCACAGGCGACGGAUUCAUCGCAAGAGACAUCGGCUUCCAAAACACGGCGGGCCCCGGCGGAGAACAGGCGGUGGCACUCUACGCCGCAUCCGACCGCUCCGUCUUCUACCGCUGCAGCAUCACCGGGCACCAGGACACCCUCUACGCCCUCGCCCUCCGCCAGUUCUACCGCGAGUGCGACGUCUCCGGCACCAUCGACUUCAUCUUCGGCAACGCCGCCGCCGUCUUCCAGAGCUGCAGCCUCCUCCUUCGCCGGCCCCGGCCGGGGAACUCCGUCGUCAUCUUCGCCAACGGCAGGACGGACCCGGGCCAGACGACCGGGUUCUCGCUCCAGGCCAGCCGGAUCUCGGCCGGGCCGGAUCUGGGCGGCUUCGAGUGCUACUUGGGCCGGCCCUGGAAGCAGUACUCGAGGGCGGUGGUGAUGGAGUCCAGCAUCGACGGCACCGUUUCGUCCAAGGGUUGGGCCGAGUGGCCCGGUCAAGGGUCGUACUCCAAAACGCUCUACUUCGGAGAGUUCUCGAACAGCGGGCCCGGUGCAGGCACCUCGGGCCGGGUCAGGUGGGCCGGAUUUCAUGUGAUGGGCCCCCAGGAAGCUGCCAAAUUUACGGUCGCAAAUUUCAUUGCCGGGAGCUCCUGGUUGCCUUCAACUGGGGUGACUUUCGUUGCGGGACUCUAG
Linum trigynum is the source of this 1602-nucleotide messenger RNA. NCBI's taxonomy places the organism in Eukaryota, Viridiplantae, Streptophyta, Magnoliopsida, Malpighiales, Linaceae. The record is from the annotation of a GenBank genome assembly.